AUCUUCUGAUAUCAUACCCUUGGAAGUCUGAAUUCUCUAUAGAUUCCCUCUAUAGAUUCCAACUAUAACAUACCAGAAAGGAGUGCUCAUGGAAUCUCUGAUAGAUAUGCAGUGACAACACCAGCAGCAUCCAAAGUGAGUUGAAAUGGAAUAAUGGCAGAGCAACUUCAAAAAAUCUUAUUCUGUGUGUGCAUUUUGUGGGCUGCGCGGUUACGUUUCUUUUGAUUUGUUUAUUUUAUCAUUUAUGCAAUCGUGUUAAUAUCCAUUUUAAUAUCUCCUAUAUAUCUUUUUUUUGUAAAAGAGUAUAAACAAUCUGCAUCAUUUAUGAAUGAUGGGCACCGUGAGGUGCUUUGAGUCCUUUGACCAAGGGGAAGCUUUGUAACUUUGUACACAGGAAUAAUGGGGCCGCAGUCUGGCGAUCUACCGAAUUGGAUGGAAUGGGUGUUCUGCACUGCACAGGGACAUGCUCAUUUCCUUCCUGCCUCUACUGUGAAUAAGUUGCCUAAGCAGUGCGGUAUUAAAGUUCAAGGUGUAUACUCAAGGUCCAAACCUGUUGCAGUGAAAUCACCUCUAAAUUAUGAAGUUCUGAACAUUUGUGCCCUUCAUGGCUUCAUGGACUGUGUAAUGAUUCUUAAUAUCUUAAGAAUUGCAAAGCUGAAUGUUUAUUGCAGAAAUUAUGAACUUGUCGUUUAUCAUUGGGCACGCCUGCCUGCAGCAGCAGAACUGAAUAGAAUUGUUAUUGCCAUGAUGAAGAUAAGGUGGGAUUUUCCACUUGUGAGGAAACUGAAUGAUGUUGACAAGAGAGGAGAAAUGGUUGUGACUAGCCGGCCAUUGAGGUAAGACAAAGAACAUGAGGCUUGUGAACCAUCUUAUAUUUCUUUGCCACUCUUUUGGGGACCAAGUUCGUUUUUUCUUGAAAAAGCUGGCAAAGCCAAUCUGUAGACAUCGCCAACCUAACAACAAAAUGUCAAAAUUCAA
Molecule: messenger RNA, 978 nt
Organism: Rubroshorea leprosula
Lineage: Eukaryota; Viridiplantae; Streptophyta; Magnoliopsida; Malvales; Dipterocarpaceae
Source: the annotation of a GenBank genome assembly